AUGUCCAUUGUCGACUUCGUCGAAGGAACUGAGAAAAACGUCAAAGGGAUACCUGACCAACUUAUCAAGUCAGAUGACAAAACGGUUAGGGUUAGGGUUAGGGUUAGUCCCGGUGUCUAUGAGUACCUCAUCAACGUCACAAUCGGUACACCUCCUCAAAAUAUCACACUUAUCAUCGACACCGGUUCGUCCGAUCUCUGGGUCAACACCAACGCGAGCUGUUCAGCCUUCGACGACAGCGCCGAUGCUGCUCUCUGCAAUCAACUCGGUGUUUACGAUCCGACGAACUCGUCCACCUUUGUGAAUUACACCGCUACGGAUGAGUCGUUCAUCCUCAAUGUUACGUAUUUGACUGGUUACGUUCUCGGGAGUCAAGGAAGCGAGACGGUUGGCUUGGGAUCACCGGAGGUGCGAAUCAGUAAUAUGACGUUUGGGCUUGCGGAAGAAAGUCCGGUUGGGGUUGGGAUUAUGGGUAUCGGGUUCGAACUCAAUGAAGCCGAGGAGAUCAUGUUUCCGACGAUC
Messenger RNA from Saitoella complicata NRRL Y-17804, 522 nucleotides. RefSeq names its product acid protease. Lineage: Eukaryota; Fungi; Ascomycota; Saitoellomycetes; Saitoellales; Saitoellaceae. Gene Ontology annotation, molecular function: aspartic-type endopeptidase activity. Gene Ontology annotation, biological process: proteolysis. The transcript has 2 exons. The record is from RefSeq and is a predicted model, not a curated record. The annotation marks the transcript as partial.